Molecule: messenger RNA, 948 nt
Organism: Penicillium pulvis
Lineage: Eukaryota; Fungi; Ascomycota; Eurotiomycetes; Eurotiales; Aspergillaceae
Product: putative alpha-1,6-mannosyltransferase subunit
Exons: 3
Coding region: 1-948 (315 amino acids)
Biological process (GO): protein N-linked glycosylation
Cellular component (GO): Golgi membrane; mannan polymerase complex
Molecular function (GO): alpha-1,6-mannosyltransferase activity
Source: RefSeq, a predicted model, not a curated record
AUGCAAUUCGCAUUGCCUCCGCGAAAGAACCAACACACUCUCCCCGGUGCCCGUUCCUCUCGAUUACCGUUAUAUCGCAGGAAACAGCUAAAAACAUUCGCUGUUUUCGCGUUCGCUGUGUUCUCGAUCUUCUAUCUCCUUACGCACCUCUAUUCGAGCUCGUCUUCCGCGGCGCCGGCUGGUACAGCAGGUGUGGUCAUUGUGACAUUGUUGGAUCGCGAACAUUUCAGUGAGAGCUACAUCAACAAGAUUAUUGCCAAUCGCGAGGAUUAUGCGAAGCGUCAUGGCUACACAAACUUCUUCACAUCCGUCUCCGAUUAUGAGGAAGCAGUCGGCGAUCAACCCAAAAGCUGGGCGCUUGUUCCAGCCGUCCGCCACGCAAUGGCUACCUAUCCCAGCGCCGCAUACUUUUUCCACCUCAACCAGAACGCCCUUAUUAUGAACCCGACUAAAUCCCUCAAAUCACAUCUCCUGGAACGAAGCAAGCUUGAAUCGAUAAUCUUGAAGGAUGUUCCCAUUGUCCCGCCGGAUAGUAUUAUCAAGACAUUCUCGCAUCUGAAGGAGAAAGAUAUUGACUUCAUCACUACGCAAGAUGGCGAAGAUUUGAGUCCCAGUAGCUUCGUGCUUAAGAAUGGGGACUUUGCGCGCUUUUUCUUGGAUUUGUGGUUUGAUCCACUGUUUCGCAAUUAUAACUUUGCGAAGGCGGAGGUUCAUGGAUUGGACCAUAUUAUGCAAUGGCAUCCGACUGUGCUAGCUCGGACGGCUAUUGUUCCCCAGCGUGUUUUGAAUGCGUACAGCAAGGAUUCGAACGGUGCUGGUCCCGAUGGCACCUAUAAUGACGGUGACUUUAUUAUUCGAUUCCCGGGAUGUGAUAACGUUCAGGCCAAGGAGUGUGUUGAGAUGGAAUCCUAUUACAUGCUGUGGCAGAGGAAGAUAAAGAGUGGCUAA